GGGGAUCCACUGAACAGUACAAUGCCUUCUGAAACAAGGGUGAAGAAAAGUGACUGCCUUUGUGCAAUAAAGAUGACCCACUGGGAAGGGUCUGGAGUCACACUCUCGAGUCCCAAGCAAAGCGGAGCAAACGGUUGAGGUUUAGAUUGAUAAGGCAUCAUCAAAUUGAAUGGCGACAUGGCCGGUGGGGCUCAGAUUCAAACCGACCAAGGAUGAACUCGUCGAUCAUCACCUUAGAGGGAAGCUCAAGGGAAAACUAGAAGCAUUUUGCCUAAUCCCAGAGCUAUAUAUCUCCAAGCGGGAGCCUUCCGAUUUGUUCAUUUUAUACAAUGAAUUAUCGGACGUACCAUCAGAUGGACGGGAGUGCUUCUUCUUCUGUCCCCAUGAGGACAAGAUACCGAACAGUCUUGGUUCUAAUAACAGGAUGACGGAGUUAGGAUAUUGGGAAGAUACCUAUAAGAAACGCAUCAUACGAUCACCGGACACCGGCAAGAAAAUAGGGAUUAGGAAGAUUUUGGUCUACUAUGAAGGUCGACAACCAAGAGGCCACAAGACCGACGUUUUCAUGCAUCAAUAUCACCUAAAUUCAAAAGUCUCUGACAGUCAAAUCUCCGGCCCGAUGGCCUUUGUUCUCUGUCACAUAAUCCACACGAAAGGUAAGAAAGCGAGGUCAGCAAAAGCGAGUACUUCAGCCAGUUUAAGCACCGUCAGUACUCCUCAUGACUCUGGAACUGGACAAGCUCACGAAAUUAGAGCACAGGCAUCUGAGGAUGUUAUGAUUGAAACUGAAUAUCAGAAUGAGAUGUUGGUUUCCAGUAUGCUGGACAGUAACUUGCCUAUUAUUCCUCAGCAGGCCCAGAUGCACGAAGAGCAAAGCUCGCUUUAUAAUGAUUAUCAGUUCAUAGAUGGGCGUAGUGACGAAUGUUAUGCUAUGCCAUUUUCUCCAAGCAACUGUAUUGAGAUCUCGGAUCUCUGGAAUGUCGUCUAGGGACGGAUUAGUACGCCAAACUGAAAGAUAGCUAUAUGAUGGCCUUACUUGUACCUAGUUACCAUGUUGUUGAGAUAGGAGGGAUGGGAUGUGGGUGUACUGUAAAAUCUGUAGUUGUGUGAGAAGAGAUUGUGUGUGUGUUUGGUACGAACUGUAUGGUGUUGCUUAUAAACACCAGGUUGUGAAAGUUUAGAUACUUCAGUAUUUGUUUUGUGUAGGUUUCAGUGUGAGUAAAGGUAAACCAUUGUGUAGCACAACUAUGCAUUCCAAGCGUCAGAAGUUAAUAUCUAUGAUAUGACUGGUUUUAUUA
Messenger RNA from Syzygium oleosum, 1298 nucleotides. RefSeq names its product protein NTM1-like 9. Lineage: Eukaryota; Viridiplantae; Streptophyta; Magnoliopsida; Myrtales; Myrtaceae. Bases 170 to 988 code for a protein of 272 amino acids. The transcript is spliced from 5 exons. Gene Ontology annotation, biological process: regulation of DNA-templated transcription. Gene Ontology annotation, molecular function: DNA binding. The record is from RefSeq and is a predicted model, not a curated record.